Rhineura floridana is the source of this 1831-nucleotide messenger RNA. Its product is annotated as H-2 class II histocompatibility antigen, E-S beta chain-like. Gene Ontology annotation, cellular component: MHC class II protein complex; membrane. Gene Ontology annotation, molecular function: MHC class II protein complex binding. NCBI's taxonomy places the organism in Eukaryota, Metazoa, Chordata, Lepidosauria, Squamata, Rhineuridae. The coding region runs from base 52 to 867 and encodes 271 amino acids. Gene Ontology annotation, biological process: peptide antigen assembly with MHC class II protein complex; immune response; antigen processing and presentation of exogenous peptide antigen via MHC class II. The transcript has 6 exons. The record is from RefSeq and is a predicted model, not a curated record.
GUUUCUCCCGGGGCUGAGCGGAGAAAGUCCCACUGCGGAGUCGGCUGCGAGAUGAUGGGGGGCUCCUGCGCACUGGACUUGGGGGUCCUCCUUGGGGCGGCAGUGCUGGCGGUGCUGGUCUCCCCUCCGGAGGUGCUGGGCGUGGAGGAGCCGCCAGAGCAUUUCCUCUUCCAGAAGAAGGCCGAGUGCCACUUCUCCGCCUCCUCCGCCAACGGGACGCUGCAGCGCAUCCGCUUCCUGCAGAGGUACUUCUGGGACCGGCAGGAGCAGCUCUACUUCGACAGCGACCGAGGGAGGUUCGUGGCCGUGGCUGAGCUGAGCGAGCCCGAAUUCGAAGCCUUUAACAAGGACAAGGACAUUCUGCGCGGCCAGAUGGCCAACGUGGAGGUCUGCCGGCACAACUACGGGAUCCACGCGCCCUUCGCCCACGCCCGCCACGUCCAGCCCAAGGUGAAGAUCACACCCACAGAGGAUGACUCCUCAUCGCACAACACUUUGCUGAUUUGCACCGUGGCCGGCUUUUUCCCUCCAAAGAUCGAGAUCAAGUGGUUCAGGAACAGGAAGGAGGAGACCAGAGUGUGGACCACAGACGUCACCCGGAAUGGGGACUGGACCUUUCAGAUCCAGGUGAUGCUGGAGGCGCAGCCAGAACGCGGAGACGUCUAUGCCUGUCAGGUGGACCACACCAGCUUCGAGGGCCCCGUCACCGUGCAGUGGGAGCCACAGUCGGACUCCGCCAAGAGCAAGAUGUGGACGGGGAUUGUGGGGAUCGUGCUGGGGCUGGUCUUUGUGGCAACCGGACUCACCCUCUACCUGAAGAAGAAGAAAGGGCGAUCCAUCCCUCAGCCUGCAGCGCUCAUCAGUUAGACUUCGCUGCUCCGUGGGGAUCCCCCGAUGUGGAGGAGCACCUUUCUGCCCCCCCCUCGGCGAGUGUCUGCCUGUCCUUGCUCUGAAGACGCAGACUUUUGGAGGUGACAGAGGACCCUUCGCAGAGACAAAGCCACUCCCUCCAGAGCCCCACAUGUCUUCCGCCUUUCAUGUCUCCUUUUUGGGGGGAGAAGGGAAAGGGGGGUCCUAUUUGGUGUUUUCUUCCAGCUCUGUAAGCCUGGCUGAUCUUUCUGGCACAUGUCUUUGUUGGGUCAGGAUUUGUGACCCAGUUGCCCGCAGAACUAUAAUUCACUUGCUUUACUUGAAAUGGCUUGGGCGUCAUGGGAAACUGAACCAAAGUGGCCUUUGAAUGACUUUUGAUAUAAAAUGUCGGUUUAUUUCCUGGUGACCUGACCCUUACCUACAUUCCAGUGGCUCGAAUAAUAAAAGCCGGUUUAAGCUGGAAAGCCUUACUAUUAUGUGUUUCUUGUUUUACAUCUAUGCCUAUAACCUUGCUUAUUGUUACAAAUGUGCCUUGCAUAGAAAUGUUAAAAGUUAUUCCGAUGCCCCACAGACCUUGACUUGUAACACCCUUUAAUAUGCAAGCUUAGUAAUUUCAUGUCUGUCUCCACUUGAGGGGCGCCCGGUUGCAGCUGGGCCUCCUCUUCUAGCUGUUCCCUUUGUCUGUUCAUGCAGAGUGCUUAUCUCAAGGACAUGCGAAAUAUGCAGACAUAGAGUCUAAAAGAUAGUCUCAAUGUUUCUACUUGUGCCCUUCCUCGGUACCCCUUUACCUCCUUCUACAUAUCUUAAGGUUGAAAUAACUAGCAAUUGCUUCUUUUGUAUUUAUGACGUUACCCCGAUAUUGUAAACUUCGGGGAGAGGCUAUAUAUACCCUAAGCUAUCAAUAAACGAGGUUCCCAUGCUGACCUGCCUUGGCUUGUGAGUAUUGGGUCCCCUAUGCAAA